AUGCCUUUGAUCUCUUCUCUACAACGAAAUAGUAGUGAUCCUAGACUACAUUCAUCCCGCUUUCCUUCUGUUCCACAAACGAUUCGCAAUGCUGCAUUGACUGACUGUAUUAACUAUAAUACAGAUUUCUCGGUAGAAAAUGACGGUUGGGUUCCAUUUGAUACAGAAGGUGAAACUUUUCAUCGCGUAAGCAAUGGCUUGCAAUUGGAUUUACUUGCUCCUAGUGAAAAUAUGAGACUUAUUGAAGAGGGUACAAAUCUACCUUACAAUAAGCUUUCAGCAAAAGGUGCUACUUUUGCUUCGUCUUAUUAUAUGCUUUAUGGAAAUGUCUCUGCUACAAUCAGAUCUUCUCCAGUGGGUGGUUCAAUCACAGCUUUUAUUCUUAUGUCUGAUACAGGUGAUGAAAUUGAUUUCGAAUUUUUAGGGGGUGAUCCACAUACGGUCCAAACUAAUUUCUUCUAUGCUGGAGAAGAACUAUUUACAAUAAAUGGGGGACUACAUCCAGUACCAGGUGCCGCCGUAUUUGAUGACUUCCAUACUUAUACACUUGAUUGGAGACCUGAACGUAUGCAAUGGUUGGUUGAUGGUCAAGUGGUUCGUACCAAGGAAAAGAAGGAUACUUGCCAAAUGGGUGUUUGUAAAUAUCCAUCUAGCCCUGCUCGAGUUCAAUUUGGAUUAUGGGAUAGUAGCUUUGAUGCAGGCACGGCACAAUGGGCAAAGGGACCAAUAGAUUGGUGGAGUAACCGUGGACUCAGUGCAUCUGCGUUAAUCAAUCAUAUUCAAGUGAAAUGUGAUCCUGAAUACAACUCAAUCUAUGUCUAUUAA
Messenger RNA from Halteromyces radiatus, 825 nucleotides. Its product is annotated as concanavalin A-like lectin/glucanase domain-containing protein. The transcript is spliced from 5 exons. Lineage: Eukaryota; Fungi; Mucoromycota; Mucoromycetes; Mucorales; Cunninghamellaceae. The record is from RefSeq and is a predicted model, not a curated record. The coding region runs from base 1 to 825 and encodes 274 amino acids. Gene Ontology annotation, molecular function: glycosyltransferase activity; hydrolase activity, hydrolyzing O-glycosyl compounds. Gene Ontology annotation, cellular component: fungal-type cell wall. Gene Ontology annotation, biological process: carbohydrate metabolic process; fungal-type cell wall organization.